CGCUCUGUCCUAAGGGCUUAGCGUUAGCUGUGAUCACAACUGUACUGGGAAAAUGUUUGUUAGCUCUUAUUUAAACUACCCUGAAAUAUAUUAGUCGACUUUCAUUUAUGCUUUAGUAAUUUAUUCAGAGCUCAUAACCAGUCGUUCGGACGUUGUAAAACACUCGUUAAAAGGCGAUAAAAGGAUGAUGGCUUUUCCACGCGUGCGUCUGUGUUCUCGCCACAUAAGCGUGAGCCCUAACCUUUGUGGUUAUGCCACCCUCCCUGGUGCAUCACGACCUCAGGAGAAGAACAGCACUAGUCCAGUUUUCCAGUUUGUCGGCGAGCACAGAAAGCCAACACGCAAAGUAUUUGUGUGGGGCUUCAGCUUCACCGGGGCCCUUGGGAUCCCCAGCUUUGUGGUGCCGGACAGCGGCAGGAAAAAUCCCAGGAAGUAUCAGCUGACUCCGUACCGCCUGGAGACAGCAGAGCAGAUCACUUCUGCUGCUUGUGGUUACGGCUUCACUCUCAUGGCAUCCUCAACCAAAGACACAUCCAAGCUGUGGGGCAUGGGCCUGAACAAGGACUCCCAGUUGGGCUUCCGGCGCACCCAGCAAGACCGCAAUCGGAGCUAUGAUUACGUUUUGGAGCCGUCCCCGGUGGCCCUGCCUCUUGUCGAGCCCGUGCAGACACGGGUCAUCCAGGUUGCCUGUGGCCGAGCUCAUUCCCUGGUCCUCACGGAUCAGGAGGGUGUCUUCAGCAUGGGCAACAACGCUUACGGCCAGUGUGGAAGGAGGAUAGUAGAUGAUGAAGUCUACAGUGGGAGCCACGUCAUCCACAGGAUGGAGGGAUUCAGCAGCCGGGUCAUCCAGGUGGCUUGUGGACAGGACCACAGCCUGUUUCUCACUGACACCGGGAAAGUGUUUGCAUGCGGCUGGGGUGCAGAUGGUCAAACGGGUUUGGGGCACCACAACGUCAGCUCCCAGCCGGGGGAAGUGGGGGGUGAUCUGGCCGGUGUGGAGGUGCAGCAGAUCAGCUCGUAUGGCGACUGCAGCCUGGCUGUUUCCAGAGACGGAGAGCUGUUUGGCUGGGGGAACUCUGAAUACAGGCAGCUGUCCUCCGUCACCGAGUCCACACAGAUUAACUCACCCCGUCAUCUUCCUCUGAACGGCUGUGGUAAGGUGGUCCAGGCAGCGUGUGGAGGCACGCAGGUCGCUGUCCUCAAUGAAAAGGGGGAGGUGUAUGUUUGGGGCUACGGCAUUCUGGGAAAAGGUCCAAACCUGUCAGAAAGUUCAACCCCAGAGAUGAUUCCUCCCACUCUGUUUGGACGCUCGGAGUUUAACCCCUCGGUGGCCGUCAGUAAGAUCAGGUGUGGCCUCAGUCAUUUCGCUGCAGUUACAGAUCUAGGAGAGCUCUUCGUCUGGGGGAAGAACCUGAGAGGCUGUCUGGGCAUCGGAAAGAAAGAUGACCAGUAUUUCCCGUGGCGAGUGACCGUACCGGGGCAGGUGCUGGACGUAGCGUGUGGUGUUGACCACAUGGUGGCGCUGGUGAAGUCCCUCCUGUGAGGUCGUGUUUACCCUCGGUGAUGGAGGAAAGACUAGGUGUUUGGGUGAGCUUUCCUGCUGACCACCUGGAGCUCGGGGAGCCAGUCCGAGUCCGGUCCGGAGUCUCGAGUCCAGCUGCUGCCCGCAGGCACGCGGACCCUCGUGUCCUUCGAGUGACGUCAAGCAGAGUGCAGGGCAGUCGUUUCUGCAGGAUUCACACGGCUCACUUUGUAAUCUGAGAGCAUGUUGCUGGACAAGCUGGUUUAUUCAAACUGAAACCAAGAAUUUGCAUCCUUUAGGACUCGUUUUCUCGCUGCAGUUUCAGAAAUUAUUUUUUCUCUGUUUUGUGACAUUUUUGGGGGGAAGGACCUUUCCCUUCAACUAGACUCAAAAUCUGCCCUUUUCCCAUCUUCACCUUUUUAAAGUCUAGUUUGGUCGUACAAAUGAUUUAUUUUAUAACAUAUAUUCCUCAUGAUGACUCAAACAGUAAAAAAAUAUGCAACUGACUAUAAAAUCUGUGAUCUUUCAAAUCUGACUUGGUUACGUUAACAAAAGUAAACAUUUUAACACUU
Nothobranchius furzeri (turquoise killifish) is the source of this 2094-nucleotide messenger RNA. It is a transcript of the gene rcc1l, whose product is annotated as RCC1 like. The record is from RefSeq and is a predicted model, not a curated record. Gene Ontology annotation, cellular component: mitochondrial inner membrane. Gene Ontology annotation, molecular function: rRNA binding; guanyl-nucleotide exchange factor activity. Gene Ontology annotation, biological process: positive regulation of mitochondrial translation. NCBI's taxonomy places the organism in Eukaryota, Metazoa, Chordata, Actinopteri, Cyprinodontiformes, Nothobranchiidae.